AUGGAUUAGGAAAUCAGACCAACACGUUAAAGUAUUCUAAAACGAUAAUCAACUUUUGAUAAUCCUAAUUACAUGGAAGAGAAAGAGAAACAGCAUCAACAGCAUUAGAAUAAUUUAUAAGAAGAUUUGCACGUGCAAAUAGAUACUAGUGUCAAAAUAAUCACUAUUCCUGAGGUUAAUGAUGCAUAAGUGCUGAAGUAAUAGGAUGAAAGUAUAGGAUUAUUAUAUUGUUUAGUUCAUUUUCCACAGAAAGUCAAUAAUUUGUGUGAAGCCGAACUCAUCAAGAUGGCAUUAAAGUAAAGUGAUAUAUUGUAAUAUUAGAAAAUCUUAGAUAUGGGAGGAAGACGAAUAAUGA
Molecule: messenger RNA, 355 nt
Organism: Paramecium octaurelia
Lineage: Eukaryota; Ciliophora; Oligohymenophorea; Peniculida; Parameciidae
Source: the annotation of a GenBank genome assembly